Messenger RNA from Gorilla gorilla gorilla (western lowland gorilla), 2896 nucleotides. RefSeq names its product acyl-CoA dehydrogenase family member 8 (gene ACAD8). Gene Ontology annotation, biological process: lipid metabolic process. Bases 666 to 1913 code for a protein of 415 amino acids. Gene Ontology annotation, molecular function: flavin adenine dinucleotide binding; acyl-CoA dehydrogenase activity. The transcript is spliced from 11 exons. Gene Ontology annotation, cellular component: mitochondrion. The record is from RefSeq and is a predicted model, not a curated record. Lineage: Eukaryota; Metazoa; Chordata; Mammalia; Primates; Hominidae.
ACAAGAAAGAAUGCUAAUGUCCUCCAAAACCCGCGCAGAGCGAGAUGGAGGCAACGAGAGGCAGCCUAGAACGUCUCCAACUUUUGCGAAACACAGACGCCUAUGUUUGAGCCCUCAAAUCCGUCCCUCCGUUAUCUGCGCCAUUUCCAUCUCGCAUAACCUGCCCCUAAACUCUUCUCGGUUCUGUCCUUGGUCCUUCUCACCCAGGAACCCCUAUCUCAGUAUGUAGUUCACUGGGAAGUGGCUCCACAGAGACACUUUUGUUGGGUGAAUAUAAGUAAGCCUUGUGUUACCUUGUUAUCCUUGCUAAUUAGGAUCAAUUGAAUGGAUAAUCUAGAUGAUGAAGUAAUUUGCUGGCUACAGACCCACCACUCUGCAGACUUGACUGCGGUCCGCCUCCGCUGCGCCGCAGGCUGUGCAGCGCGACCCCGCGGCGCUCGGCGGGCGGUGCAUCUCUGCCGCGCCGAGGCCCCGAGACUUCUGGGAAUUGUAGUCCUGGCCCCUUGGGAGCCCGCCUGGUACCUGGGUUGUUAGGGCUCGUGGGAGGACUACAACCCCCAGGGUGCAGUGGGACAGGCGUUGCCGGGUCGCAGGUCCCGCCAGUGCGAGCGCAACGGAGGUCGAAGGCGUUCAGACUCUUAGCUGAACGCGGAGCUGCGGCGGCUAUGCUGUGGAGCGGCUGCCGGCGUUUCGGGGCGCGCCUCGGCUGCCUGCCCGGCGGUCUCCGGGUCCUCGUCCAGACCGGCCACCGGAGCUUGACCUCCUGCAUCGACCCUUCCAUGGGACUUAAUGAAGAGCAGAAAGAAUUUCAAAAAGUGGCCUUUGACUUUGCUGCCCGAGAGAUGGCUCCAAAUAUGGCAGAGUGGGACCAGAAGGAGCUGUUCCCAGUGGAUGUGAUGCGGAAGGCAGGCCAGCUAGGCUUCGGAGGGGUCUACGUACAAACAGAUGUGGGUGGGUCUGGGCUGUCACGUCUUGAUACCUCUGUCAUUUUUGAAGCCUUGGCUACAGGCUGCACCAGCACCACAGCCUAUAUAAGCAUCCACAACAUGUGUGCCUGGAUGAUUGAUAGCUUCGGAAAUGAGGAACAGAGGCACAAAUUUUGCCCACCGCUCUGUACCAUGGAGAAGUUUGCUUCCUACUGCCUCACUGAACCAGGAAGUGGGAGUGAUGCUGCCUCUCUUCUGACCUCCGCUAAGAAACAGGGAGAUCAUUACAUCCUCAAUGGCUCCAAGGCCUUCAUCAGUGGUGCUGGUGAGUCAGACAUCUAUGUGGUCAUGUGCCGAACAGGAGGACCAGGCCCCAAGGGCAUCUCAUGCAUAGUUGUUGAGAAGGGGACCCCUGGCCUCAGCUUUGGCAAGAAGGAGAAAAAGGUGGGGUGGAACUCCCAGCCAACACGAGCUGUGAUCUUCGAAGACUGUGCUGUCCCUGUGGCCAACAGAAUUGGGAGCGAGGGGCAGGGCUUCCUCAUUGCCAUGAGAGGACUGAACGGAGGGAGGAUCAAUAUUGCUUCCUGCUCCCUGGGGGCUGCCCACGCCUCUGUCAUCCUCACCCGAGACCACCUCAAUGUCCGGAAGCAGUUUGGAGAGCCUCUGGCCAGUAACCAGUACUUGCAAUUCAAACUGGCUGAUAUGGCAACAAGGCUGGUGGCCGCACGGCUGAUGAUCCGCAAUGCAGCAGUGGCUCUGCAGGAGGAGAGGAAGGAUGCAGUGGCCUUGUGCUCCAUGGCCAAGCUCUUUGCUACAGAUGAAUGCUUUGCCAUCUGCAACCAGGCCUUGCAGAUGCACGGGGGCUACGGCUACCUGAAGGAUUACGCUGUUCAGCAGUACGUGCGGGACUCCAGGGUCCACCAGAUUCUAGAAGGUAGCAAUGAAGUGAUGAGGAUACUGAUCUCUAGAAGCCUGCUUCAGGAGUAGAACCCACACUUGUUCUGGCCUGGUGUUCAGUGCGACUGCAGUCAGUGUUGAGUGGUGCCAUGUGGGCCGCUCUAUUCCAAAGGAAUCAUGGAUUAGACCCAAGGGCUGAGCUCCUCUAGGGCAGGACCUGCACCCUGUGUGUUGGCACCAGCAUCGGGUCUCGGACUGGGGCAGAAUCCCCAGUGGAACCAGAAGAGCUGGCCUGAUGAGAAACAUCAGAACAACACAUACUACCUUGUUUUCCUAAUGCCAGAAGGGUGACCAGUGAAGAUUCACCGUCAAACCAUGAAAGUCCUUUCUUGGAUCCACUUUAUCUUGAUUAGUCUGCAUUUUGCUAGUUCACUGGAUUCCUCCUCUAGGGGCCUGGGGACUUUCACUGAUGCUCUUCCUGAUUCUAGAGCAAAGGUGUGGGAAGGGGAAACAGAGGAAUGCCCUCCUGGCUGUGUCGUUCUCUGUGCCACAGCUACAGAUGCAGAAGGUUUCUCUGGAUAGCACACGUCUGAAUGUAAAUCAUGUUAAAAUGGAUAUUUGGAAACUUACUCCUAAGCUGUGAUUUAGGGUGUAUUUCUACUUCUGGACUGCCUCAAUAUCAAGGGCUGAGACUUUUGAAUUUUGAAUAUUCGUUGGGUUUCAUGUUAAGAAGCCUGUGGUCUAGGAGUGCUAUUCAGUGUUUCUUUUCCUGAUAAACACUUUGAAUAUUUUUUUUGUGUUUUUGUUUCCUUUUCUGAAGCUAUUCCUCUUUUUAAAUAUUUUUAAUCACAUUGAUAAAAUCUAUCCUUCACCACCUCUAGUUCUAUUAUAGUUGAUUUUAUUUUAAAUGUUUAAUUGUAUUUGAUUAAACACUUAACUGGAUUUUGGAAUAAUAAAACUCUCGUCCAAUUUGGCUUUUAAAAGGCAGGCUCCUUAAAUUAUUAAUAACUUUGCAAACUAAGCAUUGUAUAUGAUGUAUGAAAGUAGAAUUAAAGUGAGAUUCACAGAUGGGA